Juglans microcarpa x Juglans regia is the source of this 482-nucleotide messenger RNA. RefSeq lists its product as uncharacterized. Lineage: Eukaryota; Viridiplantae; Streptophyta; Magnoliopsida; Fagales; Juglandaceae. Gene Ontology annotation, biological process: protein folding. The record is from RefSeq and is a predicted model, not a curated record. The coding region runs from base 1 to 315 and encodes 104 amino acids. The transcript is spliced from 4 exons. Gene Ontology annotation, cellular component: cytoplasm.
AUGGCAGAGAAAUUGGUACCGGAGAAACGCCAUAGCUUCGUCCACAACGAUCAGAAGGUGUUCGAGUGGGACCAGACUUUGGACGAGGUGAACUUGUUCAUAAACCUUCCGCCCGACGUUCAUCCGAAACGAUUCUAUUGUAAGAUACAGUCGAAGCACGUCGAGCAUAAAGGGCAACCGUUCGUAACGUUCGUUGAUGUGUUGGAAUUACUGGGUUUGAUGUCUCAUCACGAGCUUACGUGUCCGGUGAAGACGGACUCUUCUUUCUGGACCCUAGGUUUUGACUUCUCACAAGCUCAGUUUUCUGGGGCCUGACCUGAUCCAAGGACCUUCAUGGGUGGAAUACGCACUGGUUAACAAUCUUGGUAUGAUGCAUUGAUUGCUUGGAUUAGUGUGCUUGAGAUAAAUAAAAUGGUUCCAUGUGCUUAUUUCCCACGUGCAAACCUCUGUAACAAGUGAAUUAACAUCACCGGAAUUUCUAA